AUAUUCUCACCAAACUUCUCUGAAUUUUGUCUGUCCACAACAAAUUCUCAAUGGCUCAACCUACAUUAAUUGUGGCAAUUUCUGUUGUUAUUCUGUCACAUUUGUUCAUCUCAGGCACUAAAGCAACAACCUUUACCAUAGUAAACAACUGCAAUUACGUCGUAUGGCCUGGAAUUCUCUCAAACGCCGGUGUUCCAACGCUUCCCACAACAGGUUUCACUCUCCAAAGAGGCGAAACCAAAACCAUCACCGCACCGCCAUCAUGGGGCGGUCGCUUUUGGGGUAGAACCCAUUGCUUAGAAGACUCCACCGGAAAAUUUUCAUGUCUGACCGGAGACUGUGGCUCCGGGAAUCUCGAAUGUUCCGGGAACGGGGCUGCUCCGCCUGCCACUUUAGCUGAAUUUACUCUGGAUGGUGCCGGUGGGUUUGACUUUUUCGACGUCAGCUUGGUGGACGGCUACAACGUGCCUAUGUUGGUGGUUCCUGAGGGUGGCAAAGGUCAAAAUUGUAGCAGCACCGGCUGCGUUGUGGAUCUCAAUGGCUCGUGUCCUUCGGAGCUCAGGGUGACGGACACCACCGACGGAAGGGGUGGCGUCGCGUGCAGGAGUGCUUGCGACGCCUUCCGCCAGCCUCAGUACUGUUGCAGCGGCGCGUAUGCCACACCCGAUACUUGCAAGCCUUCUUCCUACUCCCGAGUGUUUAAGACGGCUUGCCCACGCGCCUACAGCUAUGCGUAUGAUGAUAAAACUAGCACCUUCACAUGUGCCAACGCCGAUUACACCAUUACUUUCUGUCCUUCUCCCAACACCAGCCAGAAAUCAUCGCAAGAGCCGACAACCCAAGGAGAAAACACGGCAACAACGACGACAACUCAAGGAGAAGACACGGGAACAACAACCACGAUGCCAUCGUCACCUCUUAGCAACACCACAAUCGUGUACGACGGCUUAUUCGACGAGAGUGGGGUAUCACACCCCAUCGCGGGAGCCGUCGGCAUCAUUGUGGCAAUUUUGUGGUCAUGGGCAUGGCAGCUCUUCUAAUUUGUAUAUGGGGCCGUAAACUUGACAGAGAGGCAAAACCCUAUCAAACUUGAAAAUCCAGUCAUGACACAGAAAGCUCACCUGUAUAUUGAAUUU
This is a messenger RNA of Hibiscus syriacus, 1136 nucleotides long. RefSeq names its product pathogenesis-related thaumatin-like protein 3.5. Gene Ontology annotation, cellular component: extracellular region. Gene Ontology annotation, biological process: defense response. Lineage: Eukaryota; Viridiplantae; Streptophyta; Magnoliopsida; Malvales; Malvaceae. Bases 51 to 1040 code for a protein of 329 amino acids. The transcript is spliced from 2 exons. The record is from RefSeq and is a predicted model, not a curated record.